Molecule: messenger RNA, 4646 nt
Organism: Cheilinus undulatus (humphead wrasse)
Lineage: Eukaryota; Metazoa; Chordata; Actinopteri; Labriformes; Labridae
Gene: ppp3ccb
Product: protein phosphatase 3, catalytic subunit, gamma isozyme, b
Exons: 14
Coding region: 442-1986 (514 amino acids)
Biological process (GO): calcineurin-mediated signaling
Cellular component (GO): cytoplasm; calcineurin complex
Molecular function (GO): calmodulin binding; calmodulin-dependent protein phosphatase activity
Source: RefSeq, a predicted model, not a curated record
AUUAUUGUAAUCCGACAGAGGGUCUGGACGACACAUCGGAUGAGGACAGAGCAGCGGAGCCCAGCGGCCUGUAGCAGCUCAGCAGCGCCGUGAAGAGGAGAGAAAGUUCGGUAUGAUCUGACGGACCGACCGCUGUCUGCUCCUGAAGCCCGGACCCUCCUACAGCAGCACGGCAUUGGUCAGCGCGGAGCACAGCGAGGAGAGACAGCCAUCAUCUGAUAGUUUAGACUCAAACCCCCUCUCUCCCUUCCCUCUUCCUCCAGUCCGGCUCGGCUCGGCUCGGCUCGGUCUGCCUGUCUGCGGAGAGGAGCGCUGCCGCUGACACUCAGCUAGCUAGCGCGGCUAGCUCACCCCAGCUAGCCAGCUAGCUAGGAAGGAAUUCAUCAAGUUUAGUUCGGAAUUUAUUAAAUUCUUCGACCUCUCAGCCAACACGGAGGGAGGAUGUCGGCGAAAGACCAAAACAAACUCUCCACCAUUGAGCGACCCAUUAAAGCGGUGCCAUAUCCUCCCGGUAAUCGCCUGUCGGUCAAAGACCUGUACGUGGACGGGAGGCCCAGCGUGGAGCAGCUGAAGGCCCAUCUGGUGAAGGAGGGUCGGCUGGAGGAGGAGGCGGCUCUACGGAUCAUCAACGAGGGAGCGGCCAUCCUCCGCCAGGAGAAAUGUAUGCUGGAGGUGGAGGCCCCCAUCACAGUGUGUGGAGACGUCCACGGUCAGUUCUUCGACCUGAUGAAACUCUUCGAGGUGGGCGGCUCUCCCAGCAGCACCCGCUAUCUGUUCCUGGGCGACUACGUGGACCGAGGGUACUUCAGCAUCGAGUGUGUUCUGUACCUUUGGGCUCUGAAGAUCAACCACCCCAACACGCUCUUCCUGCUCAGAGGAAACCACGAGUGCCGGCAUCUUACAGAGUACUUCACCUUCAAACAGGAGUGUAAAAUAAAGUACUCUGAGCGCGUGUACGACGCCUGUAUGGAUGCGUUUGACUGCCUCCCUCUGGCUGCUCUCCUCAACCAGCAGUUCCUCUGCGUGCACGGAGGCCUGAGCCCUGAGGUCACCUGUCUGGACGACAUACGGAAGCUGGACCGGUUCAAAGAACCUCCUGCAUUUGGUCCGAUGUGCGACCUGCUGUGGUCGGACCCAGGUGAGGACUACGGCUCAGAGAAAACCCAGGAACACUUCUGCCACAACAGUGUGAGAGGCUGCUCUUAUUUCUACAGUUACCCGGCAGUUUGUGACUUCCUGAUGAACAAUAAUCUGUUGUCUAUUAUACGAGCACAUGAAGCCCAGGAUGCAGGGUAUCGAAUGUACAGGAAAAGUCAGACAACAGGCUUCCCUUCUUUAAUCACAAUCUUCUCUGCUCCCAACUACCUGGAUGUGUACAAUAACAAAGCCGCGGUGCUGAAAUAUGAGAAUAAUGUGAUGAACAUCCGGCAGUUUAACUGCUCCCCUCACCCCUACUGGCUGCCCAACUUCAUGGACGUGUUCACCUGGUCUCUGCCCUUCGUCGGGGAGAAAGUGACAGAGAUGCUGGUGAAUGUGUUGAACAUCUGCUCUGACGACGAGCUGAUGUCAGAAGGAGACGACACCUGUGAGGGUGGAGCUCCAGCCGUCAGAAAGGAGGUGAUCAGGAAUAAGAUCCGGGCCAUCGGGAAGAUGGCUCGAGUCUUCUCCGUCCUCAGAGAGGAGAACGAGAGCGUGCUGCAGCUGAAGGGCCUGACCCCGACAGGAACGCUGCCUCUGGGAGUUUUGUCAGGAGGUCGGCGAACUUUGCAAAGCGCCACCGUAGAGGCAGAAGAGGCACGAGCGAUCCAAGGCUUCAACCCGCAGCACAAGAUCCAGAGCUUCGAGGAGGCCCGAGGUCUGGACCGCAUCAACGAGAGGAUGCCCCCACGCCGGGACAGCAAGCAGCAAGAGGCAGCCCCCUCCCUCAACAACCUGCCAGCCAGCACCGGACCCCCCGACAAGAAUGGCACCAACGCACAGGCCUAAACCCUGCCCUCUUCACCGCUCUUUCUCCUUCCCUUUAUCUCUUCUUCUUCCUCCUCUUCCUCUCCUCCAUCUCUCCCUUCUUCCUUCCUUCCUUGCUUCCUUCCCUUCCCCUCUUGUCUCCUUUACGAGCAGGAGAAGAGGCAGUUCAGUCGGAGCGGCUCUCACCACGCUUAAUUUAUUUUAUCAUCGAUUAAAUAUCAUCAUUUAAGACUGAACAGGAGAAAAUCUCAAACGCACACGCGACCAGGACUUUUGCGAACUGGGAGGCGACGCCUUCCUGUCCGUCAGCGUUUUCGUUCUGUGUCGAGGGAGGAAGUGGCGCUCAUUCAAACGCUGUGUUCGUGCCCACACAGAGUCAGAUCCAUCCUUUCUUAUGCCAAUGAUAGUGUGACUGAGCUCUCAGGAGCUAGUAUUGACAUUUAUAUUAUAUAUGUAUAUUUUAAUGUUCCCUCUUUUCAAUGUGAUGUUUUUUUUUUUACAACAUAGAUUUAGGCUUAAUUAUCCAAAAUGGGGGGUUAAUAAUAAAGGGGAGGAAUUAAAGGGUUAUUUUGCUUUAUUAUAACUCAGAUUUUGAGUGCAGUAAUUAAAAAAUCUUGACUCUUGGUGCAGCAAGCUCCAGAAAGAGUUUAUAAGUGGACCAUGAGUUUAGAUUUAUAUAUAUAUAAAUAUAUAUAUAUAAUAUGGCUGUUAUUUCUUUACUUCUGGUGAUGUUAAGCUCAACAAAUAAAACCUGAGACAACAAUAAAUCAAAACUAGACUGGUUGAUGGACGCCAGGGGUCAUGUUGGAAACAAGCCACUGGAUUAGAUCAGAAUUACUUUAGUAAUCCUGCAGGGUAUUUGGUAGAUGUAUCCCAACACAUGAUAAUAAUAAGGAAUUAUUGCAUAAAUUACCUUCUGAGACUUUCAGGUUCAUCAAAGUUUAAAAGGAGUAAAUAUCAGAGAUGUACCUCCUGUUUAACCAUGAAUGUUUAGGGGGCGCUAGAGGCCUAGUCGUUAUAUUGACCAGCCCCAUGUUUUAAGGCUGUUGUCCCUGAAGCGUCUAAAACUGGAUAUCCCACUUUUCCUCAUCUAUUUCCCAAGUCAAGUCAAAUCAAAGAGCUCUUGGAUGCAUCCCUAGCCUAGUGAAUCCAUUUGAGCUACCCAUGUUCUGAGGCUGUUGUCCUUGGGGUGGGUAGUCCAGGUCCAAAUCUGGCCUCUAGGUCCUUUCACGUCAUUCAGCCCUCUCUCUACGCCAGAUUUUACCCCCAACCAGUCUGUCCUCUAAAAAGAAGCACAACAGCUACAAUAUAAUCUUAACUGUGCAUUCAUAUUAAUUUCUGGCUGCUUCAUGAGCAAAAUAGUAAAUGUAUUUGACUCUACGAGGCAUGUGCUACCAAAGGGAACCCUCCGUAGGCGCUCUAGGGCCAUAAACAACUACCUGUGGGAUGUAAUGAAAGAUUUGCAAGCUUUUUAACCUGAUCCACAGCCGUCACCAUAUUGAAAACGACUCAAAUAAAAGCCUGUAUGAAAUGCAUCAAAUCUUUGUUGUUGUAGCCUACACCAUCAUCAGCACUUUCCUGGUCCUGCCGCUACAUUUCCUGCUUGUUUUUGUGCUGGACGAUGGCGAUUAAAACCAAGCAUACAUUAGAACACAAAUACCAAUGACAUUGGUGUAUGGUAAACCCUUGCUCCUCGCCGGUUCCUCCCACUUUUCCAAAAGUUGCCAACUAUGGUCUACUGUUUGGCAAAAAUGUAGAGGGGUAAGCCCCAACAUCCCCAGCUUCACAAACAUUCUAUCCUGUGACUUUAAAAAUGAUGUCAUCAAAGCUUAUGAAACAUUCCAUCCUUUGCGUUUGAUGAUGUCAUCCUUUUAAAGUAAUAGUCUUCAGAUGAUGAUGUCAUCAAAGCUUAUAAAACAUUCAGUCUAAUCUAACCAGUGCCCCACAGGUUAUUUCUUAAUAGCAUAUCAGUGAUUCUAUUUAAAGCAUAUGUAUGACAAAAAGGAAGAAAAGCGGUUAAAGAGGCUCAGCUAGCCUCUUAGCUCAGUCCUAGACUCUUCUAGACUCCCUUCAUCUGUCUAGACCUGUUGUAGGAGGUCUAAAGUCACCUUCACUCCAACUCUGUUAAAAAUCACUAUUUUGUCAAGUGUAGGGAUCGUAGCCCUUGGAUGUAGGAAUAUGCAGGUCCAUAACGGACUAACUUUCCUCCAUUCACAUUGAUUCCUCACUGCUGUUCAUCACUUCCUGCCCCCUGUCUGACUUUUGCGGAUCAUCGUAAUCACAUGACCGCAAACACGGCCUGUACUUUUGGUUGUGGUGUUGACUUUAAGGGUCAGACCUUUUCUCAUUUUUGACUCUGAGAUCAAUCAAUUUGUCCAACAGCUCUUCAUCCUCUGACCAGUAGAAUAUCUCCUCUUUGGUUCAGAAGUCUGGGAAAGUAGCUGACAUUUUAAAUUGAUUAGACAUAAAAUUGACCACCAAAACAGUGGACAUGGAGUUACCAACUCUGGCCAGUUGUUUGAGGGUUUCCCUCACUACUUGCCAGUUCCACCAGCUUUUUCUAAAAGUUGCCAACUAUUUGGCAAAAAUGGAGGGGAAAAGCCCCCAACAUCCCCAGCUUCACGAACAUUCCAUCUUCAUCCUUUGAUGUCAUCCUUUAAAGUUUAGAAAACAUUCUUUCC